AUGGGCAAAAGUGCAAAGUUCCACAAGCGCAGCAAAAAAAUCGCCUCUUCCUCAGCAGGCGGAGGCUCCACCAAACCCGAAGCUGUCGCCUCAGCGAAGAAGAGGGCCAGCCUCAAAGACAAAGCUACUACGAAACCAUCACCCUCAAACCCCGCCAAAUCAUCCGCACCAGCGUCCACCGUCAAAGCUCAGAAUGUAAAUGGAUCGGCGAAGAGGAAACCCGGAGACGGAGGCGAGGGACAUAUAUUGGGAGGAGCGGAUUAUGUGACGUUGAUGAUGGGGAGUCGGAGGAAGGCGAGGGAGGAGGCGAAGAAGUUGCCUAGGGAUGAGGAGGAUGGGGUGGAGGAGGCGAUGGAAGAGUGA
Messenger RNA from Stereum hirsutum FP-91666 SS1, 363 nucleotides. RefSeq lists its product as uncharacterized. The transcript is spliced from 2 exons. The record is from RefSeq and is a predicted model, not a curated record. Lineage: Eukaryota; Fungi; Basidiomycota; Agaricomycetes; Russulales; Stereaceae. Bases 1 to 363 code for a protein of 120 amino acids.